AUGUGGCAAUGUACGCGCGAUCAAUUGAACAAGAAUUCAACACUACUAGAUCGAUCAUUAAAAAGUGAUCAUUUAAAUAAAAUAGAACAAGACCGUUUAGAUUUACAACGAAGUCUUAUUCAAACAUCAUCACAAUUCGAUCAAGUAGAAAGUGAAAAACAUGGUCUAACAGUAGCAUUAGACGAACUUCGUCGAAAAUUUGAUGUGGAAAAACAAAAUUUACUUGAUGAAUUGGAUCUGUUACGACAAGCUAAAAGUACAUUUGAACGAGAAAAAUUACUACGCGAUCAAGAAUUACGACAGAUUCGUGAUCGAUCACAUGUUGAAUCUGAUGAAUUAAAAAGUAGCCGAACAAAAAUUCGUGCACUUGAACAACAGCUUGAAAAACAAAUCAAUCAAAAUAAGGAUUUAAAUGAUGAAGCUCGUCAUUAUAAAUUAGAAUCAACUACUUUAAAACGUAGUCUCAACGAUUACGAAUUAACUAGCCGUGAACGAGAUCGUUUACAAGAUCAUGCUGCCGAACUAGAGAAAGAACUUAAUUCUCUUCGGCAAGCACUUAAAUCGCAUGAUACCCUUUAUAAUGAAGCACAAUUUCUUCGUAAUAAAUUGGCUGAUGAAAAAAGUGCUUUAAUGAAAGAAGUGUCACGAUUAGAAAAUUUAACUAAAGAAUACGAAAGAGAUUUAGAUCAACUUCGUUAUACGGUACGGGAACGUACAGAUGCAUUACAAUCGAAGGACAAAGAAUUGGCUGUGUUAAGAAAGAAAGAGCAAAGUUUUCUUCAUUCAAUUGAAACUUUACAAAAUAAAUUAGAUAUUGAAGCAACAAGAAAUAAAGACCUUGAUGGACAACUUCAUCAAUUACAAAGACAAUUGAAUAUUGAAGUUCAAAAUGCAAAUACUGCUAAACGUGAAUUAACUGAAUAUGAAUUACGUCAUAUACAUUUACAAGAUGAAAUAAAUAUUGUUCAACGUGAAAAAGAUCACUUAACAGUUCAUAUUAAUGCAUUACAACAAAAACUUGCAAACGAAGAAGAUUUAUCGAAUGGUUUACGUAUUGAAAUUCAAGAACUUGAAGAUCGUGUUAAAGAAAUCGAUCGUCUCAAGUCUCUUGAAGAUUUAAUACAAACUCAACGCUGGGAUGAUAUAUCACAAAUGGCUCACACAAUGCAAUCUGUGAGCCGUAAUAUGGCACGAGCUACAAGUCCAACAAGUAUACGAAAACGUGUUGAACUACAAUAA
This is a messenger RNA of Rotaria socialis, 1239 nucleotides long. The record is from the annotation of a GenBank genome assembly. NCBI's taxonomy places the organism in Eukaryota, Metazoa, Rotifera, Eurotatoria, Philodinida, Philodinidae.